Molecule: messenger RNA, 1768 nt
Organism: Chanos chanos (milkfish)
Lineage: Eukaryota; Metazoa; Chordata; Actinopteri; Gonorynchiformes; Chanidae
Product: cytochrome P450 2J6
Exons: 9
Coding region: 172-1662 (496 amino acids)
Biological process (GO): xenobiotic metabolic process
Cellular component (GO): intracellular membrane-bounded organelle; cytoplasm
Molecular function (GO): iron ion binding; heme binding; oxidoreductase activity, acting on paired donors, with incorporation or reduction of molecular oxygen, reduced flavin or flavoprotein as one donor, and incorporation of one atom of oxygen
Source: RefSeq, a predicted model, not a curated record
UCUAUGAAUCCACAACUUUCAAGAAGUUUCUGGAUCUGUAGAAUUAUUGUUGGCAGAGAAGUGAUGACAACAUAGACUGAACAAGAAGCAAAAAUCUGAAAACAGAGACUUUUUAACGUACUUUUUUAUUAUUAUUUUGCAGCGUAUUUGGAAGACGCACGUUUCCUGAUCAUGUUGUUCAAAAGUUUAUUGGACUGGCUGGACAUGAAGUGGUUUCUGUUAUUCCUCUGUGUGUUUUUGUUGAUUUGGGACUAUGUCAAGACCAAAACAACCCCCAACUUUCCACCGGGCCCAAGGGCAUUUCCUUUCGUGGGGAACGUAUUCUAUUUAGAUCCCCUUUCACCCCACAAAUAUCUGACUAAGAUGGCUGAGGUGCAUGGGGAUGUGUACAGCGUGCGUCUUGGUCAACAGGUGUUUGUGAUGGUGACAGGCUUCAAGAUGGCGAGAGAAGCGCUGAUGGGUCAAGCAGAUAACUUUGUCAGCAGAUCUCCAAGCGCAAUAAGUGACCGCGUAUACGCAGGAAAAGGCUUGUUCUUGAGCAAUGGCCUUCUAUGGAAGAAACAGAGGCGCUUUGCUCUGGCUACCUUGCGGGGUCUGGGGGUUGGGAAGGGCUCUCUAGAACGGGCCAUCCAAGAGGAAAGCAAAAUCAUUCAAGAUGAAGUGAGCCAUGAAAAAGGUGAACCUUUCAACCCCAAACAAAUGUUUCAUAAUGGGGUGGCAAACAUCAUAUGUGCCAUGGUGUUUGGACACCGGUUUGAAUACACCGACCAGCGCUUCCAGAGGAUACUACACGUGGUGUCAGAAACUAUGUACCUGCAAAGCACAAUAUGGGCAAUGCUGUAUGAGAUCUUUCCCAGCCUAAUGAAGAUUCUCCCAGGCAAACACAAUGGCAUUUUCCAUGGUUUUGAAGAGGUGUCAGGCUACAUCCGAGAAGAGCUAGAGAAACACAAAAAGGACAGAGAUCCCGCCGCUCCACGAGACUACAUCGAUACUUUCCUCGACGAGAUGGAAACCACUACUGAACCACCCGAGGCUGGGUUCAGUGAAGCGAACUUGGUAUUGUGUAUUGUGGACCUGCUGAUAGCUGGCACAGAAACCACGUACACCACCCUGCUGUGGGCAGUACUCUUUAUGAUCAAGUUCCCCGACGUUCAAAAGAGGGUUCAAGAGGAGAUUGAUGCAGUCGUGGGUAAGUCUCGUCUCCCAUCGAUGGCAGACAGAUCCAGUUUGCCCUACACAGAUGCAGUGAUCCAUGAAAGUCAAAGAAUGGGCAACAUCUUACCUCUGGGAGUACCUUACAUGACAGUUAGAGACACCACAUUAGGAGGGUAUUUUAUUCCAAAGGGCUCAAAUGUGCUUUUUAACUUGAACUCAGUGCUGCUUGACGAAAAUGAAUGGAAAACCCCAAACAGCUUUGAUCCUGAAAACUUCCUGGAUGCUGAUGGCAAGUUUGUGAGGAAAGCUGCCUUCCUGGCAUUUUCAGCAGGGAAAAGGGUCUGCUUGGGAGAACCAUUAGCCCGGAUGGAACUCUUCCUGUUUUUCACCUCCCUCCUCCAGAAAUUUACUUUCUCUGUCCCAGAGGGCGAAGAUCCAAGUUUGGAGCCUGCAGGCGGAGGAAUAGUUGCACCGCAGCCCUAUAAAAUCUGCGCCCACACGCGCUGAAUCUGCAGCUGACUAUUUAUACAGAUAUUCAGUUAUUCAAAUGUAAUCAGUUUAUCAUUCAAACACUGUCUAUUGGCAGUUGUUAUUUUUAAUAAACGAGAGUUAA